This is a messenger RNA of Miscanthus lutarioriparius, 2094 nucleotides long. Lineage: Eukaryota; Viridiplantae; Streptophyta; Magnoliopsida; Poales; Poaceae. The record is from the annotation of a GenBank genome assembly.
AUGGGUUCUUCUCCUUCCAAAGCCACUGGAGAGGAUGCCCUGGUUCUUUGCAAGGAUCGGAUGCGCCAUAUCAGACAAGCCAUUGACUCAAGAGAUGCACUGUCAGCAGCGCACUUAUCUUACACACAAUCCCUCCGUACCGUGGGUACUGCAUUGCGGCAGUAUGCUGAGUCUGAGAUCUCACCAGAAUCAUCACUCUCCAUUUCAGAAGUGGAUAAGUCGCCAUCACAUUCCUCUAUGGCAUCUCCCUCGCCUUCGCGUGCAGUAGAGAAUCUUGCCUCUCCGGCGCAUCGAGCAAGUCCAUUGUCUACUCAGCCCUCAACAAGAAUCCAUUGCAUGAAAGCAGCAGCAACCACUCCUUUGACCUUUGUGAUUGAUCCAUCUGCUGCUGAAUUUGUGGGCCAUGAAUCUCCAGUCUCAGCUUUUGUCCCACCCCCGCCACCAUUGCCUCCAGAAUUAUGCACGUCGUGGGACUUCUUUGAUCCCAUUGAUGCUGCUGGUAGCUCUUCCUCCAACAACGAGAAUGGGGUAACCUUGAACUUCAGUAGAUUGAAGGGUCUAAGUGAGUCACGGGUAGCUGAAGUAGUUCCAUUGAAAGAAGGUGAAGAAGAAAUCAUGUCUGACAGAAGGCAUACAGAGCUUCCUGAUGAUAAUGCACCAUUUAAGCAGGAAAGAGAGCCAAAGCAAGGUGGGACUAGGAAACCAAGUCAGUUGGUGGAUACUUCAACCAAAGCUACUUCAGAGCAGGUUGCUGCAAAGUUGGAGGAAAGCGAAAUGGAAAAAGAAUUAUGUGCAGAGGCAGAGGAUCCUUCAGAGUUCAUCACUCAUCGAGCCAAAGAUUUUGUGUCGAGCAUGAAGGACAUUGAAUCCCGGUUUAUGCGUGCAGCUGAAGCAGGAAAUGAGGUUUCCAGAAUGCUUGAAACCAAGAAGAUCAGACUUGACAUAUGUGCUAAAAUGCCAGGUUCUCCAGGCAAGCUACCUACUGCUCGAUUUGUGUCAGCACUUCGAGUGUGCUGCAAUCGUGAUGUUAUUCUCAACCAGGAAACUGCACAGCAUGUCUCAAAGGUUGUCACAUGGAAGCGUUCUGUCUCAUCUCUUUCAUCAUCAUCUAAGAGUGCACUUAUGACAUCAAUAAUUAAAGAUGAUGUGGAUGACAGUAAUAGUGAUUUUGUUGAGGAAUUCGCCAUGGUAUCUGGAAGCCACUCUUCUACGUUGGACAGGCUACACGCAUGGGAGAGAAAACUAUACGAUGAAAUCAAGGCAAGUGAAAAUGUUAGAAAGGCCUAUGAUGAGAAAUGUAACCUCCUCCGGCGCCAAUUUGCACGAGGCCUAAAUGCGCAGCUGAUUGAUAAGACUAGAGCUGUUGUGAAGGACCUCCAUUCCAGGGUAUCUGUUGCGAUUCAAGCUGUUGAUGCAAUCUCCAAAAGAAUUGAGAAGAUAAGGGAUGAAGAACUGCAGCCACAGCUUGUCGAGCUAAUUCAAGGGCUAAUCAGAAUGUGGAAAUUGAUGCUGGAAUGUCACCACAAACAGUUCAUCACGAUCACAUUGGCAUACCAUGUGAAAAACUCAACCCCGGUGCAUCAAGCUUCAGAAACUGGGUCACUGCUCACAAAUCGUAUGUCGAGGCCCCUCAAUGCAUGGCUCCAGAAGUGUCUCCUGCAGCCACCCCAGGAUCGGCACAGGCGCAAGCGCAAGGUCUCCUUCCUCCUCGCCAGGCCGUCUCCCUCCCAUAUUCAUCCUCUGCAGGGACUGGCUCGCCAUGACAGAAUCUCUCCUGCUGCUGACGAGCUAUGCAAGUCCCUCAAAGAUGUGAUGCAGCUCCUCCGUGACUCGUUUGAGCACCACGACGAGCAGAACAAGCCCAGAAGCGAGUCGCAGGAAUGUGGGAUGCUGGAGAACAAUAGCGAGCAGGAGGCGGCGAAGAGUGGGAGUGUAGCAUCAGCUGAAGGGCUGCAGUCAAGACUAACGGCGGUUCUUGACCGCCUGACAAAGUUCUCAGAGGCAUCACUGAAGUGCUACGAGGAGCUCAAGCAGAACUAUGAGAUGGCCUGUGCUGACUAUAAGAGAGUUGGACCAAAUGCUCAGCUUGCUUAG